This is a messenger RNA of Nestor notabilis (Kea), 1473 nucleotides long. RefSeq names its product solute carrier family 16 (monocarboxylate transporter), member 5 (gene SLC16A5). The coding region runs from base 1 to 1473 and encodes 490 amino acids. The transcript has 4 exons. The record is from RefSeq and is a predicted model, not a curated record. Gene Ontology annotation, biological process: transmembrane transport; monocarboxylic acid transport. NCBI's taxonomy places the organism in Eukaryota, Metazoa, Chordata, Aves, Psittaciformes, Psittacidae. Gene Ontology annotation, molecular function: monocarboxylic acid transmembrane transporter activity.
AUGUCCCAAGGAGGAGCAGGAGAACACAAAUCUUCCAAGCCCCAGGACCAGGGCUGGGCAUGGAUGGUCCUGCUGGCUGCAGUGGUGCUGCAGGGCAUGACACUGGGCUUCCCCCCCUGCAUCGGCAUCUUCUUCACGGACCUGCAGCGCGACUUCCAGGCCAGCAACAGCGAGACGUCGUGGUUCCCGUCCAUCAUGGUGGCAGUGCUGCACGGAGGCGGGCCCCUCUGCAGCAUCCUGGUGAAGCGCUUUGGCUGCAGGUUCGCAGUGAUGCUGGGCGGCCUGCUCAGCGGCGUGGGCAUGGUGUGCAGCUCCUUCUGCAGGUCCAUCAGCCAGCUUUACAUCACCGCUGGCUUCAUCACGGGCCUGGGGUCAUGCUUCAGCUUUCAGGCAGGAGUGACUGCGCUGGGAUUCUACUUUGUACGGUGGCGAACGCUGGCCAAUGCCAUGGCAUCCACUGGUGUCUCUCUGGGUUUCACGCUGUGGCCGCUGCUUUCUCAAUACCUGCUGGAUGAGAUGGGCUGGAGAAACACUUUCCUUAUCUUUGGAGGAAUACUACUGAACUGUUGUGUUUGUGGAGCCAUCAUGAGACCGGUUCAGCUCACUUCAGGGCCAGUACUUCAGUCAUCCAAGCCCAGAGAGGAGCCAAGGAGAAGAGCAGAAGAGACACAGCUAUCCAAUGGAGCAUCUUCUCCGCAACACGAGCUCCAGAAGCCAAGCAGAAGGACUGCAUGCUUCCACGUGAUGCAGAAGUACCUGGCUUUUGACAUCUUCUGUCAAAACAAAGGUUACCAGAUUUACACUAUUGGCGUGACCUGGAUGAUGAUGGGGUUUGCAUUACCCCACAUCUACCUUGUGCCUUACGCCAUCCAGAAUGGGGUGGAGGAGCGCAGGGCAGCUCUCCUCAUCUCUGUUAUCGGGUUCAUCAACAUCUUCAUACGCCCCUUCACGGGGCUGCUCUCGGGACACAGAGUCUUCUCAGGGAGACGCAUCUACCUGUUCAGCCUGGCCGUGCUCCUCUGCGGGCUGAGCAACUUCAUCUGCGUGGUCUCAGCCGAGUUCAGCGUGCUCAUCAUCUACUGCGUCAUCCUCAGCAUAGCCAUGAGCGGCAUCGGGGCACUCACCUUCCAGGUGCUGAUGGAUGUGGUGGAGAUGGACAGGUUCUCGAGCGCUCUGGGGCUCUUCACCAUCCUGGAGAGCAUCACGCUCCUCAUCGGACCCCCUCUCACAGGUCUCCUGGUAGAUAUAACUAAUGAUUUCCACUACGUCUUCUACAACUCCAGCUUCUUCCUGAUCUCGGCUGCCUUAUUCAUGGCACUCACUUUCUGUGCUCUGGAAAAGAAAACCAGACUGAAAGAGGCUUCCAAAUUACCUCUGGAUAAUCCUUCCAGGUAUCAAUACAGUGAAAUGCCAACUGAAUCACAGCCUGAAAGUCAACCCCCUCCAGCAGUCGUGUACAUCACAAGCAUAUGA